UUGUAAUUUCAAUACGAAAACUUACCCUUCUCAAUGUAUUUUUUUAAAAAAAAAUACCAUUCUUUGACCAAAAUUGUCAAGAUAAUGAGGACUAAUUCAAUGUAUAUCUGGAUAUGAACCAAAAGACUCAAUUGUUAGGAUGGUUAAGAGGACACAAUUCAUCUAUAACUGCUCAAGAAGUAUUUUAUUUUCCUUCGUUGUACAAUGAGAACCUAAUUGUCCCUUACUUGGUCACUGCUGAUGAAAAUGGGAAUUUGAUCAUUUGGAAUUUGAUCAACAAGAGACCCUUAUCGAUUUUUAAAGCACAUUCGAAAAAUGUUAUAUCAAUCAAACAGCUUGGUGUAAAAUUCAAUUCUAAUAAAGAUGGAAAUGUUACAAUUGAUGAGACUUUUUUUGGAAUAUUUAUGACGCACUCAAGAGAUAAUAAAUUGAGGUUUUGGAGACUUGAUCUAAACUAUCAUAAUAAUUUAAUAUCAUUAAGUGAUAUAAAUUUUAAUAUGAAUAGUGAUAAAAUUGAUCAGGAUAACCAGGAUAACGACAAUUUGAAUAACUCAGUUGAUAUCAAUCCCUUAGUUUUAUUACUAGAAUUUCCUAUAAAUUCUUUAAAUUUUUGUAAUGUUGAUGUUUACGAUAAUUAUUUAUGUUGUAUCAACUCAAUUAAUGACACAAAUUUCAAUAUUUUUAAACUCAAUUAUGAUAGAACAGAAAACAAAUUGGAACUAGAUUUAGAAUACAUUAAUAUUAGUCCGAAAAUUUUAAUUGAAAAAUAUAAUUAUUUGAAUAAAUUUCAAAGGGAUAUUUCAGCUAAAAAAUUUGCCAAUAAUAUAAUUAAAAAGGAGAUUAGUUUAGGCAUCAUGAUGAAGAUUUUAUGGGUUUGUAAAGAAAUUGUUUUUGUUGGAUAUGAAAGUGGGCAUGUAAUCUCUUAUUUGAUUUCUCAUAAUAAUGACAAUGUUUUAGAUAACAAAGAAAAAUUUAAUAAAUUACUUUUAGACUUGAGCUUAUCUAUUGAUGAUAUUAAAGAUGAUUAUAUAGAUCAAAACCGAGAAUAUGAAUUAAUCGAACAAAUUCGAUCUAAUGAUGAAUACACUACGUUGAAUUCCAAUAUUAAAAUAUUGUCAAUAAAUUCAACACAUUAUCCGAAUCCUGUUUUAGAUAUCAAGUAUGAUUUCAAAAACAAAUUAGUUUUUUCAUCAUCAGCCGGGUCUAAAUUAACUAUUCAUAGCGUUUCUUCAUCAAUUAAUGACGAAUUAAUGAUAAAUGAGGAUAUUAGAGGUGAGAAAAAGUUUCGAAUUAAUGGUAUAUCGUCAAUUUUUAUACGUAAUGAUGGGUUGGUGUCGAUUUCGACUUGGGAUGGAUUUGUUAAAUUAUUCAAAAUAAUUACUACAGAUGGCGAUGAAAAUAACAAUGGAAAAUCACAAUACGAUUUAGUUGAAAUUGAUAAAAUUGUUAAAAGCAAGCCUCGAGUAGUUAAAGAGUUCUCCUCAGACCCUAAUGAUCCAGAAAUCACGAAAAAUGAGAAAAACAUUAAGAGAUUCAAAUCGGAUAAUAUCAGUCUAAAUUACAUAUCAAUCAAUAUGGAUAAAAGUUCAGAUUCCCAAAGAUUUAUUCAAAAAUUCCACAGUGAAAUAACACUUCGGAACACUGCUACAUUACAGUUGUUGAAAAUCAGAAAAGAAAAAAACAUUUCCAAAGAGUUAUUUCUCUUUAUAGGAUACGCUGAUGGACGAAUUGCAAUGUACAAAACAUGCUGAAGAGUAUAUGAAGAGCAGUUGAGAGGCUUUUGAAGAAGCAGCUUCCUCAUCAUCAUCCGAGCAAUUCGGAUGUUUCAGCCGUCGUUUGCGACUUCGCAGAUGAAUUACGUAAAAUAGACGAAUACAUAAACAUACAAC
Molecule: messenger RNA, 1889 nt
Organism: Ascoidea rubescens DSM 1968
Lineage: Eukaryota; Fungi; Ascomycota; Saccharomycetes; Ascoideales; Ascoideaceae
Gene: ASA1
Product: Asa1p
Exons: 1
Coding region: 498-1751 (417 amino acids)
Source: RefSeq, a predicted model, not a curated record